Molecule: messenger RNA, 574 nt
Organism: Rhea pennata
Lineage: Eukaryota; Metazoa; Chordata; Aves; Rheiformes; Rheidae
Product: pre-B lymphocyte protein 3-like
Exons: 2
Coding region: 116-493 (125 amino acids)
Biological process (GO): immune response; immunoglobulin production
Source: RefSeq, a predicted model, not a curated record
GUCAUUUACAUACCCCUUGCCGCGCGCCAGCAGCACAGCAGUUCGGGUCUGCACAACACUGCAGCCUGUCUCCAAAACAGCAUCUCUUCCUCUGCUUCUCUCUCUGACUCCUGCCAUGGCCCUGGUCUUCAUGGUCCUGCUCCUGGCAGGGAUGGUGGUGACGGCUUCCAGGGCUCAGCCUGUGCUGACCCAGCCAGCUGCUGUGUUAGUGCUGCCAGGGCAGACCGCUCGGCUGUCCUGCACCCUGAACCCCCAGUACAAUAUCAGCAAGUUCGGCAUCUCCUGGUACCAGCAGCGCCCAGGACACUCUCUGAGGUAUCUGCUCUAUUACAACUCGGAGUGGGACAAGCAUAAGCCCUCUGAGAUUCCCGAUCGCUUCUCUGCUACUAAAGACCCUGUCAGCAACGCCUGUAUCCUUAUUAUUGAGUCUGUCCAGGACGAAGACAAUGGCAACUAUUACUGUGCACUGUCGCGCUCCAUCAGCUGGCUGUAGAAAUGGGGAACCAGAGCCUUCUGCCCUUCUCUUGUGACCCCCCAGGCUGAGCCCUUCACAGGCUGAACGGGCAGCCAUAGA